Messenger RNA from Solea solea (common sole), 2411 nucleotides. RefSeq names its product selectin P ligand (gene selplg). The record is from RefSeq and is a predicted model, not a curated record. NCBI's taxonomy places the organism in Eukaryota, Metazoa, Chordata, Actinopteri, Pleuronectiformes, Soleidae. Bases 301 to 1623 code for a protein of 440 amino acids. The transcript is spliced from 3 exons.
GUGAUCAGAUCUGUGUGCUGUUUACAGAAGUGAGCACUUCCUGCUUCUUUACGACACACUGACAAGAACAUUAUUAUCAACAUCAUCAUCAUCAUGAGCAUCAGACGUCAGGAUCAGCAGCAGCAGCAGCAGAACUCUCCUCCCGGUCCUCUCCAUCGGCAAAGCAGCGUCACAGUCAGCAUGUCAGAGCUCCAACGAUGUUCAUGGACAGAGAGACUGAAAUGAGCUGAAGUUAACUUUAUUUCAACCUCAAACCUAUAUCUCUGCACCUCCAGGCAGACGAUCUUUCUCCGCUCAACAAUGAAACGUCUCAGCGCGAAAGCAUGCGUGACUCUGCUGUGUGGGGUCUCUGUGCUGUUUGCCACGGGCAGUAAGAGCACUUCCAUCCCAGAAACCACCAGCAACUCCAGCAACUCCAGCACUGCUGACGCAAACGAGCCGCUCACCGCUGGACACAAUGCAACACAAUCUGCAACUCACAAGCCCGCACGAGACACUGUCACUGCAACAGCUGACACCGCCGCGUCGCACACACUGGAAACAGAAGACGGCGUUAUGAGGAACCAAAGCGAAAGCUCAAAUAGCAACACGACUGAUUUGACCACAACAAGCUCAGAUGAAGGACUCACAGCGACAACGACUGUACACACUUCUCUUAGCAAUACGGUGACGCCCGAGACAAACAAACCCACAGAGAGGAAGUCACCCACCACGACUGCUGACGCGACAGCGCCUGCAACAUCCUCUGCAGCAUCUACUGCAACAGUGACCGUGUCUUCACUCACGUCCACCACCACAGCUGAUGGUUCCACUUCACCCCUCAGCAUCAGUACCUCUGCUUCCACUGUGGCCACACUGACAACAAACUCUACCUCUGAGGAAACACCUAUGUUUGACCACACUUCUUCUUCUUCUUCUCCACCUGUCACCAGUACAUGGACAUCCACCACCGGCCCCAAGCUUUCAUCUACAGAUCAGCACAUUUCUGAGACAAGUACCCACGUCUCCACGUCGCAGUCUUCUGACACAACAAGCUCAACCUCCACCACUGAGUCUUCUACCACCAAUGAGUCUGCUACCAUCUCUACCUCUGCUGUCUCUACAAGUCCAGUCGUAAUCUUGGUCCCCCGCGUUCCCAAAAGGUUGCCCAUUCCAUCAACUCCAGCAACACAAACGACAUCGACAACGACGACAUCGACAACGACGACAUCGACAACGAUGACAGCGACGACGACAACGACAACGACAACGACACCUUGUGGAGUCCCACAGAACCCACCCAGCUCUGACGGGGUGGGGCCCUGCUCUACUCGCGGCGUGGUGAAGCACUGCCUCAUCACCAUCGCCUGCUUAGCGGCGCUGGCCACCAUCUUCAUGGUUUCCACCAUUGUCCUGUGCACCAAGCUGUCGGCAAGGAAGUACAAGCUCAAGAAGCCACAGCAGGCGACCGAGAUGAUGUGCAUCUCCGCACUGCUGCCCGAGAGGAACUACAACUACACAAGGCAACGUAGCCAUGUCACCAACGGCGUGCUGGUGAUCCCCAGAGAUGAAGACAGUGAUGAAGAUGGAGGAGAUAACUUCACCCUCAGCAGCUUCCUGCCUGAAAAUGACCGUUAUGUUUAGAGUGUUUUCAUCAGCCGUGGACUGAUCCGGCUGAUGUAAGUGAUGUGGAUGCAUUUGCUGUUUUAAAUACAACAAACGCUUCCUCUUUCGAUUGCUGGUGGUUUGUCCUUCAAUGCAUGCUCAUAUCUCUGCGCAGCAGGAAGAGACAUCGACACCAUCAACACGUGGUUUCACGUUCAUGUGCCACUAGCCAUAUCUGUGAGGUCUGGUCCUCUACUGACGGCUUAAAGCCAGGACGAAGAGCAGGACCAAAGUUUGCUUUGUGGGUUUUUUUGUUUUUUUUCAAACAUCCUGAGCAAUGGGAGACAGGAAGUCUUGUUUUCUCAUCGAGUUACAUCGUGCAGUGUUGUUACACUCUGCAGUUUUCAAGUGGUUCUCUGUCGGCUGGGAGCCUUUGUGUUGAAAUGCAGUUUUUUCUUUUAUUUAUUAAAGAAGAAUUUUCCUUAUUUUGUGUUUUAAUGUGAUGCUUUGAUGUCAUGUGUCCGUGGACUGUCUGAUAGACACAAGUGUAAGAUACUGUAUGUAUAUAUGUAUAAGAAUGACUGACAUGUAUUGGGGAGACGAAUUCUCCUCAUCCCUCCCUUUGCCAAGCAUGUCAGACAACUAUGGAAGCCAGAGAGGAUGAUACUAAAUUUCCUUUUAUAAAACAUGAAAUGGAAGCUCUGGCUGGUUUGUCCGUUCAGGCUGCUGUAGGUGGUGCAAGAUGGAGGCCUUUGUGAAGCAAGAACAUAUAAAAUGUUUAUUCUAAGCCUACAAAAAACAAUCAAUUAAAGCAACUAUACACUUAA